AUGGCGGCGACGCACAAACGAAAGCAAUCAACAGACACACAGACCCAGCCAGAGAGGAAACGGGCCAAGAUUGUUGAUAAGCAACACUCUGCCAGUGUGCUUUCCAAUCCCACCCUCACGCUGUCUCCUGACCCGCCCAAGACGGCUGCCUCAACCGCAAACGAAACCCCAUCUUUCCUUCCAACGCCACCGGAGCUGAAAAUGGAAGACUCAGAAAUGAGACGUGUGGAAUCUCCGGUGCGAGACGCAGACGCAGCGCGGUUACAGUCUAUCCGCAACGUCAUUCAGACACAGAUCAGUCUGGAAAUUCUGCUAAAGCACAAGGAACUCCGACUCAUUGACCAAGAGAUAGCCAAAUCCCAGGCUUCGUUGGAGCAGCUCCGUCGAUGCAAGGAGAUUCCUUUUCCAGGUACACAACAACUUUCUAUGGGUGUCAGCAAUGGCACUGGUCCAGCUCUACGCAGCUCAUUCCCCUCUCCACUGCCUCAAUCGCCCGCGCCUUGGGGUGUCCAAGAAGGCCCCUACGCGCGGCAUUAUGUGAAAUGGUUACUGCCCGACCCUCGCUUUGACGGUGGGGAGCCAGAGCCUUUGGCUAUCACUCCUGUCGGCAAGUCUCCCAUGAAAUUCAGAUCUCAAACGAGAGGACUAUUCGCAGAAGGCCCUUCAACAUCAAGCCAGGCUCGUGCGCAACGGAGUGGUAAAUUGAAAUCUUUGCCUGCCGGAUACAGUCAGCCGAAGGAGAAGGCAACAGGUCCCAUGAUCAUCAAGAGGAAAUCCGACGGGGCGACCGUGAAGCUGGUUUGUCCAGACUGUGGUCGGUUUGAUUUUGGGAGUGCCCAAGGUUUCAUCAAUCAUUGCCGGAUCGGCCACGGCCGGAGCUUCGCGAGUCAUGAUGCUGCGGCUGAUGCCUGCGGAGAAGCGGUUGAGGUCGACGAAACCGGCGCCAUGAUUGGAGUUGAGCCUGUUGUGACACCCGCUGCCGGCAAUGUCCAUCCUCUAAUCCGCUCAGCCAAACUUCUGCAACCCAUGCCACCUCGAAUUACAUCUCAAACAUCUUCUGUCACAACGCCUGCGACGGGAAGCGCCAAGUCCACACAGGUGUCGCCUGAUUUCAGGGGAUCUGCCUUGAUCCCCAAUCUUUCCGAGCUUGUUAAGGCUAGAGGGCUUGGACUUGAUUUGCAAGAACUGGUCUCAGAUGCAAAAACGAAAGUUGAACUGCCAGAAUCUGAUUCGGAAGAUGACGAAAUGGAUGUUGAUAUUCCCAUGCAGCACACAGCUCAGGGCCGGCACCCACAAGUUGCGGGCACGAAACAACCACCAAAACCUACGAAGUCUCCAAUGUCAUCCCCAUUGCUCAAUUCCAGUAUGCUGAGGUCCACUCCUACUCUGCGAGGAGGAGGGAUGCCGCAGUUUGACGGUGCCAACGACAAGUCAACCCAGCACCGGCCGCAUGGAAUGACUCUUCCCAUGAAUAGCGCCACUCCGUCUGAUCUUCAUCCCUCGGACCCAUCUCCAACCAGUGAAUCGAAUCAAGCCCCGAGUCUGGUCGAUGAUGACGAAUUUGGGCCACACUCACCAAGCAGCAGCUCCGCGUCCGAUGAGCACGAUGAUGGCGAAGUUGAGUUUGAAGUCCAAGGUGACGAUGAUGAUGCUCGAAGCGUUCUGCGUGGGCCAGACUUCCAGCCAAGCUGCGCUCAAGCAGUCAGACCCCCGACGCAUACUCGGCGAGCUUCGGCAAUUCGUCGGCAUGGAGAAGAGAGAGAGGAGAAACACGUCAGUUUCGUGAGCCCCAGUCCAGCGCGCGAAAUGCCGAGUACCCGCCUGGGUGGAGAUCGAAAGAGGAGGAAGGCUUAG
Messenger RNA from Fonsecaea multimorphosa CBS 102226, 1854 nucleotides. RefSeq lists its product as uncharacterized. The record is from RefSeq and is a predicted model, not a curated record. The transcript has a single exon. Lineage: Eukaryota; Fungi; Ascomycota; Eurotiomycetes; Chaetothyriales; Herpotrichiellaceae. The coding region runs from base 1 to 1854 and encodes 617 amino acids.